UGGUAUAAAAGCCAACCCUCCGGGGCGAUAUCGUUCAAAGCACAGCCAGCGAUCGGCCAGGCAGCAAGCACACUAGAGCGCCAAGUAGCUUUAAAGCAAUAUAAAUACCUAUAUAUCAGCAAAAAGCACCGCGAUUGACGAGGCACGCGUAUAAGGGAGUCCCCCAAACAGUCCACACAUAAACACGUCAUUCGUUAAAAAUUUGACGGCCAGCAACACCAUACCACUUGGAUAUAUACACUAACUAUACACACAGUAAAAUAGAUGAAGCAACCAGCCAUAAAAUCAAUAAAUCGAAAACUGUCUCUACGGAAUAGUGACUAAAUUUGGCGAUCGGUGAUUUUUUUAGCGUCUUGUGAUUAACAGCGGAAAGAUACUGAUUUUAACGCACACAUACACAUACACCCACACUUACAUACAUACACACACACAUACAUCAUGGGUGUGCGAGUAAUUGAAGCUGAUUCGGCGAGCGAUUCGUAUGAUGAUGAGGAGUGUUCGACGUGCAAAACAAAUCACAAGAGUAAAACAAGCAAUGCCAAGCGCAGCACAACGGAGCCAACUAAUCUCCAUUUUGGCAGCAAGGAUCUGGUCGGUAAUUGCAAGGAAUAUCGCAUAGAGAACAACUCCCGCGAUCUGCGCAUCAUUGGCAAUGGGAAUCGUGUGCGCAUUGUCAACAACUCGGGCAGCCUGCACAUCAUUGGCAACUCGACCAGACUGAAGAUACAGCACAAUAGUGGCUACAUCAAGUACACGGGCAAUGAUGGACGCAUCUAUCUGGGCAGCGACUCCCAGCAACAGAAUGUCGACUACAUCGGCUGCAACGGCCUACUGAAGGUGGUCAAAUCGUUGCAGCUGCAUAGCAGCAAGUCCAGCAGCAAGCGCACCCGCUCACAGCAGGUGCCAAAGGAUACGGCACAGCCGAACAAGGCAGCGCCGCCUUCGUGCCUUGGCGUCGAGAUUGACAAUAAUCUGACAAUAGUCAACGGCGUGGCCGGCAACAUUGUGAUUAAGAAUGCGAUAAAUGUGAGCAUCUGAGCUCCGCCCACUCCUUUAUCUCACUCAGUCCAAAGUUUAAGCUUAGUAACUUGCCUGCUAGAUUAAGAUAAACGAUGGCCAGUACGAAUGGUUCCUAUUGUUAUAUAUAAGUAGGUCCCUAUGUGUAACCAUUAGCAUUAGCUAUCUGACUGCUUGACGCGAUUGUCAUCGGGCAUUGAAAAGUAUUAACCGUCACCUGAGAAGUGUGCGUAUGUUCACAAUACCUUCAUCUUAUAUGUAAUUAGCUUAUUUAUAUAAUUUUAUAUGUAUGUGUAUGUAUGUAUAGUAACAAAUCCACUACUAUGUGGUUUCAAAGGCUAAUCAUUCUAUGAA
Messenger RNA from Drosophila hydei, 1371 nucleotides. RefSeq lists its product as uncharacterized. The coding region runs from base 439 to 1038 and encodes 199 amino acids. The transcript has a single exon. NCBI's taxonomy places the organism in Eukaryota, Metazoa, Arthropoda, Insecta, Diptera, Drosophilidae. The record is from RefSeq and is a predicted model, not a curated record.